GUCACAAGAUUAGCCCAAAUGACCCGUGUGUUCAACUUCCACGAGCAUGUCAGCCAGCCUGAGCUGGUCAGGCCAGAGACAUCAACUCCUCGAGAAUUCAAGUACUUAUCCAACAUUGAUGACCAAAUCGGCCUGAGAAACCACAUUCCUUUUGUGCAUUUCUAUCCCCCCAGUAAAGAUUUUUGUGCCCGGGACCCUGCUGCGUUGAUUAAACAGGCCUUAGCUAAGGUCCUUGUUUACUACUACCCAGUGGCUGGUCGGCUGCGGAGUUCUGAAAAGGGCAAGCUUGUUGUUGAUUGUUGUGAUGAGGGUGUUAUUUUCCGUGAAGCCAAAGCUGAUAUUACAAUGGCAGAACUGCGCAGGAUUAAUGGCGGGUUGAAGCCACCAUUCCCUAUGUUGGAUCAGUUGCUUGUGGAUGAUAUUUGGGGCAGCUACCUGAUUACCGAUGCUCCCUUGCUUCGAAUACAGGUAACACGACUUGCAUGCGGAGGCUUCAUCCUAGCGUACACAUUCAACCAUUGUAUCUGUGAUGCCUAUGGUGCCUACCAGUUCAUAACUGCUUUAUCUGAAUUCUGCCUCAAUCUCAACCUCAUCGCUCCUUCCAACCUUCCGUCUUGGGGACGAGAAAUCCUAAAGCCCCGAACUCCUCCCAUCAUCUCCAAUCCCCACCCUGAGUAUGACAUAUCUAACCACCCUACCCUCGCAUACACCGAAACCGAUUUCAAGCUUCUUGCUCAAACCUCCAUCUUCUUCUCCAACGCAGACAUAUCACUGCUAAAAAACCAACUCAAUGGCCAUAGAAACCCUACCUUCGAUGCAGUGGCUUCAUGCCUAUGGAGAGCGAGGACCCGUACUCUUAUCAAACCCAAUGCCAUUACAAGACUUCUCUUCCCAAUUGACACCCGAUUUCGAUGCAAACCUUCUUUACCAAAAGGCUACUACGGAAGUGCUGUAGUGUUUCCGUGUGCGAUUGCAAAGGCAAAUGAGCUCAUGGGGAAACCAUUACAUUACACUGCUAGUUUGAUAUCUGAAGUGAAAAAAACGGUGAUGGGAGACGAGUAUCGGGCUUCGGUUUUGGAUUUCAUUGAGAUGAAUGGGCGUAGAGGGUUCUGCAUGGAAGAAGCAUUUGUGGUUUCAGAUAUGUGCCGCUUGACAUUUGCUAAUAUAGAUUUCGGUUGGGGCCCUGGCGUCUACGGCGGGCCAGCAAGGGCGGGGACUGGGCUGAAACCUGGAAUGGUGACAUCAAUUAUUGGGCACAAGAAUGAGGAGGGUGUUGAGGGAGUGUUGGCUCUGGUUUCCUUGCCGCUGGAAUCAGAGGACAGGUUUCAUAUGGAGGUUAGGAAACAGAUUCACUCUGCUACCUCGCUCAAUCUCAUUUCUGCACUCUAGGGAGUAUUCCCGAGGAAAUCCAGUUCUCAACUUUUCCUAGUCCUAAAUGCC
Messenger RNA from Vitis riparia (riverbank grape), 1440 nucleotides. RefSeq names its product benzyl alcohol O-benzoyltransferase-like. Lineage: Eukaryota; Viridiplantae; Streptophyta; Magnoliopsida; Vitales; Vitaceae. The record is from RefSeq and is a predicted model, not a curated record. The transcript is spliced from 2 exons. The coding region runs from base 19 to 1389 and encodes 456 amino acids. Gene Ontology annotation, molecular function: acyltransferase activity, transferring groups other than amino-acyl groups.